AUGGCGCCUUCCGCGACCUACGAUGCGUCAGCCUCAGGGCUCAAUGAAUCCAAAGCCGCGCCUGCAAAGCUAUGGAGCGUGUCAGACCCCCCCUUCGAGGGGUAUAGAGCUGUAGACUCGGAAGGAUAUAAGCGUAGCGAUCACGAGACUGCUAUAGUAAUUGACAAUGGCUCGUCCGCUGUCCGCGCCGGAUGGUCCUUCGACUCGAAACCACAGCUCUCGGUGCUUCCCAACAUGGCCCGGUAUCGUGACCGUAAGCUGAACCGAACAUUCACCUUCAUCGGAUCGGACGUUUAUUCGGAUGGGACGGCGCGCGGCCAGUCCAAGCCCAUCUACGAGCCAGGGAGCAACAUCAUUAACAACUGGGAUGCAAUGGAGGGGGUCUUGGACUAUUGCUUCAUCAAGAUGGGUGUAGACGGAACAUCAGGGAGCAUAGACCGGCCCAUCGUCAUGACUGAGCCCGUUGCCAAUCUGGGAUACUCAAGGAAGAGUAACCAUGUCUGA
Molecule: messenger RNA, 504 nt
Organism: Plenodomus lingam JN3
Lineage: Eukaryota; Fungi; Ascomycota; Dothideomycetes; Pleosporales; Leptosphaeriaceae
Source: RefSeq, a predicted model, not a curated record